AUGUUCACGCCUCGUCCCGCCAAGAUUUCUCAUGCAUCCUCCUACGCGAGCUCAAGCCAUAGCAACAAUGCGAGCGGGACUGUCAGCGGGAGUGGUUCUGCUUUGAAUGAGAUCUCUCCAUUAUUGGCUGCCGAAUUGGGUCUAGAGUACUCAUCGCUCCGAGCCAUUGGAAAUUGCCCGACGGGGAUGUAUGUUACGCCUUCCGCCGAGAGCCUGUUGAAGUGGUACGGCGUCUUCUUUGUGCACAGAGGACCCUACGCUGGCUCUGUGCUUCGAUUCACGCUUUCAUUCCCUCCUUCUUACCCCCAAUCAGCCCCUGUGAUCCGCUUCGAUUCAGAUGUUUUCCACCCCAUGGUGGAUCCCAAGACUAAGAUCUGGUCUCCGCGCGGUCGCUUGAUUCAAUGGCAGCCUCGGAUAGACCAUGUGCCUCACCUCUUACACAGUCUUAAAGCUAGUUUCAAGACUCAAGCCUUGCAAUCCAUCACGGAGGAUCAAGCUAUCAACAAGCAAGUGUGGUCACUCUACCAUCAUUCUCGUCAGACAUUCCUCUCCAUGACAUCUCAACGGGCCCUUCACUCGACCUCACUACAUCAUCUCUAUCCAUCCGCUCAUCCAAUUUUAUCCCCUACAAGUCCAACCAAAAAUCUCCUGACAGUUCCACCCCCUAUGAGUCCGACCAAAUCGACUUACCGUGGUACCAAUGCUCAGCCUUCGACCCAAUCACAGACUACUACUAGCCUGGCGCCUAUGACUCCAUCGCGUCAACGAACCAUCUCGGGUGGAAGCAUGAGCAUCAAAGCAACUAGUCCACAUCAUGAUGGACAUCGGAGGACAACCUCCAUCAUGUCUGCAGUGUCAAAUAUUGAUGAGGGACCUAUCGUGUUCAAGGAAAUCAGUGAGGAGGACAAGGCGAGAUUAUGGGCAGGAUUGAGGCGGAGCUUGGGGGAGGAAGAGACCAUUUGA
Messenger RNA from Kockovaella imperatae, 963 nucleotides. RefSeq names its product ubiquitin-conjugating enzyme/RWD-like protein. Lineage: Eukaryota; Fungi; Basidiomycota; Tremellomycetes; Tremellales; Cuniculitremaceae. The record is from RefSeq and is a predicted model, not a curated record. The transcript has 6 exons. Bases 1 to 963 code for a protein of 320 amino acids.